AUGGAGCUGCCGGCCUGCGACGUGUGCCUGCCUUGUACACGCAGCUGCCCGCCCGGAGAGGUGGUGCUACAGAAAUGCAGCCAGACAACUGACACUGAGUGCGGCCUACCCAGGACAGCAGGCCACACGGCCGACUCCUGUUGGUUGGACUUGGUCGUCGCCGUGAUCGUCGUGGUCAUCUUCGUGUGUGUACUGACCGUGACUGUUGUGUUCUUGAGGUCCUGGUGGCGAAGCCAGCUGGAGAGAGGAAAUGCUGACCAGAAGAUACCGAUGAUACCAAAUGCAAAAAUGAGCCUCCUUUCAAAAAUUAAGGAACUUGGUCUAGAAGAAUUCUUUCAGUCAAGUUUAUCAGAAACGGAACAAAGUAAAAUCUAUUAUUUGUUCGCCUCCAAAGUCCCUCUCGAGAAGUGGAAGCAGUUUAUGCAUUACCUGGGACUGGAGGACAAUGAGAUCCACAGCGUGACGCUCUUCCACUGGGACUCCCUAGACGAUCAGCGUUUCGAGAUGCUCCGCAAAUGGAACUAUAAAUUAGGGAAGGAGGCCACGGUUUUUAAGGCCCUGGCAACCUUAGUCGAAAUGGGCUUAGGAAAAUCGGUCGACACCAUCCUCGGUGCAUUAAGGGAGAUGAAACUCGGCGGCGGUUACCCGGCCCACACCGAACUGGCAGGGCCCGAACUCUUCCAUUCCUGCUCCUCGAGCGGGGACCGUGGCCCCGGGGUCUGCUGAACCGGAACACCGACCCCGGGACCGAAUCCUGCGCGGGCUGGCCCGGGCUCACCGGGGCUAGUCCAACGCGGCUGAUCUGGGAUCGCCCUCCCCUUUCAGAUCUGUCCGACCCCUGCUCUCCCCCGCUACUGGAUACUCCAGCUCUCUCGGGAGGCCUUCCCCAAUUAAUCCCAUUUACUGAGUGCUUACUCUAGGCAGAACACCGGGUCCUCUGAGCUGGAGAGGCAGCAUGGCACAGUGGAUAGGUCGUAGGCCCGGGAGUCA
Molecule: messenger RNA, 990 nt
Organism: Ornithorhynchus anatinus (platypus)
Lineage: Eukaryota; Metazoa; Chordata; Mammalia; Monotremata; Ornithorhynchidae
Product: tumor necrosis factor receptor superfamily member 6-like
Exons: 2
Coding region: 1-726 (241 amino acids)
Biological process (GO): signal transduction
Molecular function (GO): protein binding
Source: RefSeq, a predicted model, not a curated record